This is a messenger RNA of Branchiostoma floridae (Florida lancelet), 1140 nucleotides long. RefSeq names its product galanin receptor type 1-like. Gene Ontology annotation, cellular component: membrane. The record is from RefSeq and is a predicted model, not a curated record. Gene Ontology annotation, biological process: neuropeptide signaling pathway. The transcript has 9 exons. Gene Ontology annotation, molecular function: urotensin II receptor activity. Bases 1 to 1140 code for a protein of 379 amino acids. NCBI's taxonomy places the organism in Eukaryota, Metazoa, Chordata, Leptocardii, Amphioxiformes, Branchiostomatidae.
AUGGAGGAAGACAACUUCAGCACACCUGAAAACUUCACCUGGCUGAACGUGACGGCGGAGACGCUACCUGGCGCCGCGGCGGGGUUCUCCGAGUCGUUCCGCGUGGCGCUUCCCGUGGUGCUCGGCACGGUGUUCGCGGUGGGGGUGGCCGGCAACCUGGUCACCAUCCUGUGGAUCGCGCUCCGCGGGCAGCCCCAGAACACCAUGCGGACCUACGUGUUGUCCCUCUCCGCCGCAGACCUCGCCUACCUGCUCGGCGGGCCCUUCUACCUCAGCUCCUUCAUGCUUCAGCCUAAAUGGAUAUACGGAGAGUUCGGGUGCCGCCUGAUCGUGAGUCUGGACAUCCUGAGGCUUCUGAUUUACGGAGAGUUCGGGUGCCGGCUGAUCGUGAGUCUGGACAUCCUGACGCUGCUGGCCAGCAUCCUGACCCUGACCGUGACCAGUGUGGACCGGUUCCUGGCCGUGGUGUAUCCCAUCAAGACUCUGGGCUGCCGCUCAGUCAACAGCGCAAGACUCUCCGUGGUGCUUGUGUGGCUGAUCAGCCUGAUUCUGUCUCUGCCCAUCGCCGUGUUCACGCGGAUGGAUACAGUGGAGUUACCCGGUGGUGCGUCCAUAGAGACCUGCAUCGUGGAUUGGCCCUCUGAGAACAGCAAGAGGGCCUACAUGACAGCGACGUUUGUGCUGGCGUUCCCCAUCCCGCUGCUGGUGGUCAGCGUGUGCUACGGCCGCAUGGUGACCAAACUCUGUACUGCAGUCGCGCCGGCUUCCAACAGCUCCAAGAGCAACAAGGACAAACGGCGCGUGGCCAAAAUGGUUCUGGAGGUUCUGGCGGUGACGGUUCUCGCGGUGACGGUAAUGUUCUACAUCUGCUGGCUGCCGUUCGGAGUUCUGCAGCUGCUGUACUACCACUCCGCCCUGCCGGCUGACAGGUCCAUCCUGUACGUGCAGAUCUGCCUGGUCGGACUGACGUACCUCAACAGCUCCGCGCACCCCAUCAUCUACCUGUGCGUCAGAGAGCGGAAGAAGAAGAAGUCCCGCACGACCGUGACCGGGCUGCGGGGGCGGCGGCGGGCGGAGGUGUCCCCGGCCUCCCCCGACGGAGAGAUGGUCCCGGUCGCUACCGUCUCCUACGCCUUCUGA